AACUUGACAAAUACACGUAGAAACGUAAAAGUUUUGAAUAGUUUGGUACUUUAGUGUUGACUGUUGACCGCGACGAAUCCGUCGGAAACCGGAAUCACCAUGGAUUUUCCUCCGACGAAGCUUGAUUAUCAUGUAGACAUGUUCAAUCUUCAGUCUCAUUCCAGAUUUCUCUCCUUAUUUAAGGCGCAAGAUGGACGCAUAGCUCUAAUACUAGAAUCAACGGUGUUUCAUCCACAAGGUGGUGGCCAGCCGUCAGACACCGGUUUAAUUGUUUUCUCCGGUUCGGAUUUGAAAUUUUCCGUUCAAGAUGUUCGAUCGAAAGACGGAAUUGUUCUCCAUUACGGAGUUUUCGAAGGUUCGAAUCCUGAAAGUGGAAUUGAUAGUGAGAAAGGGAAAGAAGUUUACUUAACUGUUGAUGAAUCAAGGCGUAAACUCAAUUCCAGUUUUGUAAUCUGCUGGUGGAAUUCUUCAGAAUUCAGAUAUAGGCUGUUGAAGAUUGUUCUCAUUGUUAUGCAUGGCAUGGUUGGAACAAAAUUUCAGACGUUGCACUCAGCUGGACACUUGCUAGAUAUGUGUAUGCAGAAAGUUGGGUUAGGACAUUUGGAGCCUGGAAAAGGGUACCAUUUUCCUGACGGUCCUUUUGUGGAAUACAAAGGAAGCGUCCCACAGGAGGAGUUUCAGGUGAAGCAGAAAGAGUUGGAGGCAGAAGCUAACGAACUGAUAUCCAAAGGAGGAAAGGUUUAUGCUGCUAUAUUGCCCUAUGAAGAGGCAUCUGUGCUCUGUGGUGGCAGUCUUCCUGAUUAUAUUUCCAAGGGCAGCACUCCCCGGAUCAUAAAAUUAGGUGACAGCCCCGGGUGUCCAUGUGGUGGAACCCAUGUCUCCAAUUUAUCCGAUAUCAUAAGCAUGAAGAUCACACAGAUGAGAACAAAGAAAGGAAUGACGAAAGUUUUCUACACCAUUGCAUCUUGAAACUCUUAUGGGUUCCAGUUUCUAUACGGUAGAUAUACAAUAAGUCAAGGAAGGGAAUGAUAGUGAGGACGACUGUUUUCAUCAGUUGGCUUCAACAGCAAGCAGCUUCUCCUGUGCCUCAACAGCCACAAAUCAGUAUUUGUGGGUAUUUAUCAAUCUCUUAAACGACUCUCUCUAUUAUUGAUAAGUCGUAUAUGAUAUAUGAUAUUGAUGUGAUAUUUUCUUCCACUCAGCCUCUUAAUUAGUAUUAAUAUAUUGACUCUUGGUAUUGUAGAAUCGUACCGGUCAUUUGGUCCUAGAUUUUUAUUCAUGCAUCGGUUUGAUUUACUUAGUAUACUUACUAAUUAACCUUAGGUAGGCAAAAACAUUCAUGUAUGCGAUCAACGGUUUUAAAAACGUAAAUUUUGUUUUUCCAAACCGAAUCAAUCGGUGAGUUUUUGA
Messenger RNA from Arabidopsis thaliana (thale cress), 1410 nucleotides. RefSeq names its product threonyl and alanyl tRNA synthetase second additional domain-containing protein. The record is from RefSeq and is marked reviewed. The transcript is spliced from 10 exons. Gene Ontology annotation, molecular function: ATP binding; catalytic activity, acting on a nucleic acid; nucleic acid binding. Bases 100 to 969 code for a protein of 289 amino acids. Gene Ontology annotation, biological process: alanyl-tRNA aminoacylation; tRNA aminoacylation. Gene Ontology annotation, cellular component: cytoplasm. Lineage: Eukaryota; Viridiplantae; Streptophyta; Magnoliopsida; Brassicales; Brassicaceae.